Messenger RNA from Phytophthora nicotianae INRA-310, 3102 nucleotides. RefSeq lists its product as hypothetical. The record is from RefSeq and is a predicted model, not a curated record. NCBI's taxonomy places the organism in Eukaryota, Oomycota, Peronosporomycetes, Peronosporales, Peronosporaceae. The transcript has 2 exons. The coding region runs from base 45 to 2102 and encodes 685 amino acids.
AGCCAAUCAAAACGUUUGAACAGUCAUCCAUUAUCACAACACCCAUGAAGAAGCUCUUCGCUCGUCGCCCCGACGCUUCGUCGAGUCCUCCCAGCACUUCCACCGCACCUAUCGCCUCUGAAUACGCGAUGGAGUUCCUCUCCGAGUCUCAGAAGCGCGGCGUCGCUGGUCUCUGCGCUUGUCUCCUCCCGGCGGUGACUGAUGGCUCCACUUCGCUCGUGUGGUCUAAAGCUUAUCUAAAGCUGCUAAUAGAGCACUUCGUAGGGCUCUCUAGCACCCAAACCGAGGCGUAUUUACCCAUUUUAACCUCCAGAAGACAAGAACUGGUCGCUAAAGCACAUGAACCUUCCUCCGCGACCGUCGAAGAGCUCGAUCCGGCCCCAUUUUUGGCCCUUGUAGUCCCGGAACGCGAAGCUGCAGGUGGCUUCAAACGCUGGGCCAGGAAACUCAAGCACCGCACAGAACGUGACGCUUUAGAAGCCUCAGAUCUCCUAACGACCGACACUUUCCGUCUAGAAAUCGUCAAAAGACUGCUAUGGUUUACAGUAAAAAGUGUGGGCUACGAUGCCAGAUCUAGAACGCUAUUAAGACGUCUAGUUCUAGCUAUGGAGCUACAGUGGACGGACGUAACCAGAGAAGAGGUGGAUAUAGGCCAGACUCUGUACGCUGAGGCUACAGCCAUGCCACUCGAGAAGGUGGCUGCUAAACCCAAGAUAACAGACUGGAAGCGUAACGCUGCUAUUGGCGCUGCAGCAGUGACUGGAGGUGCGUUGUUAGCAGUGACCGGUGGUCUGGCUGCUCCUGCCAUUGCUGCGAGCUUAACAGCUUUGGGAGGAGCAGGCGUGACCAUCGGAGCUGCUGUAGGAUCAGCGGCUGGAGUCACAGCUACGACUGUACUGUUUGGUACAGCUGGGGCUGGAGUUAUGGGCAUGAAGGCGGAUACUAGAACCAGAGGAGUGCAUGACUUUAGCUUCGAUUUAGUCUCUGCCGGAGACGGUAUGAACGUCUACAUUUGUGUGUCUGGAUGGCUGGAUGACGAUGACCCACCCGUCAGAGGCUUCCGUCGAGCAUGGGGAGAUAGUCGUGAGUAUUUGCGAGCUUUUUACAGACAGAAGAAUCCAGAGAAAGUGGACCAGGUGGACCAAGUUAUGGAUCGCUAUAAAGGACGCGAAGACGAAUUCUUUGCGAUUUUACGUCGUACGUACAGUAUUGACGCCGGGAAUUCUGAGAACGAUCCAUUGGGCAUUGCAGAUCUCUCCAAGAUGGCAGUGGCGGACCAAGAUGCGCGAUACAGCGACUUUACGAGUUUAAACAGCGAUUCAAACGCCAUUUCCAGUAGUAAUCAGAGUACUACAGCGAAUACCGGUACCUCGUCGGUGUGGGAGUUAGGAACGAAGCAUGAACCGCUGCGUGCUUGGAGAUGGAAAGACCGAUUCCCUCAAGGAGACCAGUACUGCUUGAUAUGGGAGGAGGCUGGACUCCGCAGGUUUGGUAAAUCGAUGCGGACGUUUGCAGCAGAGCAAGUUUCGAACUACGCUACCACUGAAAUCGUCAAGUACACUGCUCUUGCAGCGUUAUUCGCUGCAGUGGCAAUCCCUCGAGUGAUUCUUCGGCUUGCUGAUAUCAUUGACAAUGCCUGGACUGUGACAAUGAACGCUGCGGAUACUUCUGGUAAACUACUGGCUGAUGCACUGCGGAAGCGUGAACAGGGGCUCCGUCCGGUUACUUUGAUUGGAUACGGCAUGGGCGCCAGGCUGAUCUUCUCGUGUUUAAAGGAACUAGCGAAGAGCGAGACGAUAGACGAGUCGUGUGGGAUUGUAGAAAACGCAGUGCUCUUGGGUUCUCCUGUUCCUAUGGCACGUGACGACUGGGCUAACGCUCGUCGUGUGGUGUCAGGGAGACUCAUUAACGGAUAUUCAGACAAGGACUGGAUGCUCGGUGUCAUGUACCGCUAUCAAGGGUGGGCGCUAAACUCCGCGGGUAUCGCACCUAUCGACAUUGCUGGCGUCGAGAAUGUAGACCUGUCAGAAAUUAUUGGUGGACAUCUCGAGUACAAAAGCAAAAUUGGUGCAAUCAUGGAUCUGUUGCAGCUGGAGGGAUAAAUAGGUAAAUUUCUGGAGCUUUUUGGUGUUGCAAAAUAUCAUGUUAAAACAUUUAAGUUGUCAAUUUACAGAGAUUUUCAAGACAUCCAUUACUUCGUUGCGCGAAUUUCUGGAUAUGGCGAUGCAUUUCAUCCUGUUUCUUCUUGGCGUAAUUGAUCUGCUUAAUAAGCGCCGAUGCCUUUCGUCGGUAGAAGUUAAUGUGGUCCAACGCCUCAAGAGUUUGCUCUGCCUGUAUGCGAUUUGGUCUGAGCCGUGCCGACAUCUUGGAUCGUGUGGUUUUAGUCGUAAGUUGGCGAUUAAGUGGCGCGUCCAACCGUGAAUGGGAUGGGAAGAUGUUGUUGAAAGAGAAGAAGCGAGGCAUACAUCGCGUCUCGGGUGGGCUUGAUACCCCAAAACAACCAGGUGUGGCAGGUGCAGGAUCAACCAUAGUCGACAUGGGGAAACUGGUACGACGGCUACUGGUAAGGCUGAGUGGUGAACGAAGUGGCAGACCUUCGCGCUGGAUGUUGAUUGAAUGAUACCGCAAGACGCUACCUUUGCGGUUAAAUAACCGCGUGAUACAGGACAAGUGGGCGAUCGCUUGGUUCAAGUCGUUGUUCUCCACUGCGAUGGUACCGCGGAUAAACUCGAUACGACUUCGCAGUAGAAUAGUGUCCAGCUCAGAGAGAUCGUUGACGCGAGGAUGCGUGUUCAAGAUUUUGAUAGAAGUGUGCAUACAGUCUUCGGCAAAACCCAGUUCUUUGGCCUCCAUGGCACCUUCGGCAGCGAGAUAAUAGGCUUCCAGCGCUUCUUUUGGGUUAUCUGACUGGGAAAGAUGGUAAGCCAAUAAGGCGUACCGCUGAUACGGCAUCGGGUGAAUAGCUGAUGCUUUAAUAGGCUCGGUAGUCGUCACGUUCCCAGCUGAAGAUUUCGACCCAGUUGUUGCUAGGAGCGGUGGCUCUUGACCAGAUUUGGCAGCGUAUUUGAGCCAUUCGGCAUACAAACCGUGAAGAACUUUACG